Molecule: messenger RNA, 708 nt
Organism: Cajanus cajan (pigeon pea)
Lineage: Eukaryota; Viridiplantae; Streptophyta; Magnoliopsida; Fabales; Fabaceae
Source: RefSeq, a predicted model, not a curated record
AUGAAUGAAUUUAAAUUGCCCCGCCACGACGCCAAUUAUCUCCUCCGCACGCGCGCGCUCUUCUCCCUCCUCACCUUCCCGCUCUCCCUCGCCGCCGCCGUCGCCUCCGUCCACGCCGCCGUCGCCGCCGUGCACGGCAAGCCCGCCUCCGCCGCCGUGUGCUCCGCCGCCCGAAUGGGCGGCACCUGGAAGCGCCCCGCCGUCACCGUUAUCUUCGUUUACAUCAUCUUAAUGGCGUACGCCCCCGUGCCACGUGUCCUCUCAGCGACGUUCGGGUCGGGUCAGUGGGUUCGGGUCGUGAUUCGGGCAAUCGGGUUGGGAGCGGAGGUGUAUCUGAAGGCAGUGCUGGGCCUGGGCCUGGUGGCUUCCAUCUCGGAAGGGUGGGCCGGGUGGGAGGCUAUUCGGGUCGGGUCGGGUUUAAUGAAUGGGAGGAAGUUUAGCGGGUGGGUUCUGGCGGGCUUUUUCGUUUGGGUUUCGGGGUUUAUUAAUGGGAAGAUGGAAGUGUUGCUGGAGAAUAAUGAGGUUGGUGUUUGGGAUAAGGUUGUUUUUGUUUUGAUGUGUUGGUAUGCGUUGAUGGUGCUCCUUAGUUACGUUGCUACGACUGUGUUUUACUGUGAUAGCCGAACACGGCUCGACGUUAAGGAAUUCGACGUCGACGAAGUCGAAGACGAUGAGGAUGACUGUGCUUCGAGUUUAUCCUCUGUGUAA